Molecule: messenger RNA, 3625 nt
Organism: Xyrauchen texanus (razorback sucker)
Lineage: Eukaryota; Metazoa; Chordata; Actinopteri; Cypriniformes; Catostomidae
Product: ectonucleotide pyrophosphatase/phosphodiesterase family member 1-like
Exons: 25
Coding region: 69-2702 (877 amino acids)
Biological process (GO): nucleoside triphosphate catabolic process; regulation of bone mineralization; negative regulation of fat cell differentiation
Cellular component (GO): cell surface
Molecular function (GO): phosphodiesterase I activity; metal ion binding; nucleic acid binding
Source: RefSeq, a predicted model, not a curated record
GAACAAAGUUUGAACUGAGAGUCUGGAAAACAAGCCUGUGAAAGUCAGACUGAGCGCUGCGAUCAAUAAUGGAUCCAGCGAAGAGUGAUGAAUGCAUGAGCGAGCACGCUGCCAACCUUCUGGGCACCGGACAGCAGCACAAACAGACCGCAAGCACCGCGAACAGAAAGUCAAGAUACGUGAAAAUCCUCUUUGGGGUCCUUCUACUUUGCUUGCUGGCUUUAAUGAUCACAAUCGUAUUUCUACUGAAACUCCGCUGCAGUGAGAAAGUCAGCAGCUGUAAAAACCGCUGUAUAUCCAAAAGUCAUGAUGCUAAUUCAGCGUGCCAAUGUGACUCUGCAUGUGUGAAUGAAGGCACCUGCUGUCUGGACUAUGAGGAAGUGUGUGUGGAACCAAGUCAACGCUGGACUUGCUCGAAAUUCCGCUGUGGUGAGGACCGCUUGACAAACAGCCUCUGUUCCUGCUCUGCAGAUUGUGUCAAAGUGGGUGACUGCUGUUCAAACUACAAGAGCACAUGUGAAGGUGCAAAAACUUGGCUUGAAGAGGAUUGUGAGGAAAUAAAGACUCCUCAGUGUCCUGCUGGAUUUUCUAAACCGCCGCUGCUCCUGUUGUCUCUGGAUGGAUUCAGGGCAGGAUACAUGAAAGCAUACAGCAACAUGCUUCCUGUCAUCAACAAACUCAGGAAAUGUGGGACCUCAACGCCAUAUAUGCGGCCUGCUUAUCCUACCAAGACCUUCCCAAAUCAUUACACCAUAGUGACAGGUCUAUAUCCAGAAUCCCAUGGCAUUGUGGACAACAAGAUGUAUGAUGUCACUCGCAAUGCCUCUUUCAGUUUGAGAGUAGAAGAGAAAUUCAAUUCUGCAUGGUACCAGGGUGAACCAGUUUGGCUCACAGCCAUGAAACACAAACUUAAAACGGCAACUUUCUUCUGGCCUGGAUCAGAUGUGAAAAUCAAUGGAAAAUACCCAGAUUUCUGGACGAAGUAUGACAGUAAAAUCCCAUUUGAAAAGAGGGUGGCAGACAUAUUUAAAUGGUUGCAUUUGCCUGAAGGAAAAAGGCCAGACUUUUACACCUUGUACUUUGAAGAGCCUGAUUCUUCUGGCCAUCGAUUCGGGCCAAUGAGCAGCCAGGUGAUUGAGGCUUUACUGAAUGUUGACAGAUUGAUUGGGCUAGUGUUGGAGGGUCUCAAGCAAAGACAAUUGGACAAAUGUGUCAACCUGAUUCUGCUGUCUGACCACGGGAUGGAAGAAGCAUCAUGUGAGAAAGCUGCAUACGUUUCAAGAUAUCUAAAAAACAUUAAUGACAUCACCGUCAUCCAAGGCCCAGCAGGAAGAGUCCGGCCCAGACGUUUGCCUGAUGAGUUCUUCACCUUCGAUUAUGAAGGUCUGGUGAAAAGCCUUUCGUGUGUGGAAUCUGAUCAGCCGAUGCGGCCCUAUCUCAAGGAGCACCUGCCCAAACGGCUUCACUUUGCAAAUAAUAUACGUAUCGAGAGAGCACAUCUCUACAUGAAGCCGCAGUGGCAAGCAGCAUUGCAACCAAGUGAAGUUAAAUACUGCAGCGGUGGCUUUCAUGGCUCGGAUAAUGUCUUCAAGAACAUGCAGACCAUAUUUAUCGGAUUUGGACCUGGGUUCCAUUAUAAAACAACUGUGGCUCCCUUUGAGAACAUUGAAGUCUAUAACCUGCUAUGUGAUUUGCUGGGUAUUCCUCCAGCCCCCAAUAACGGCACCCAUGGCAGUUUAAACCAUCUACUGAAGAACCCACCGCACCAGCCAGUGUACCCCGCAGAGCGCUCUGCACCAUCCACAUGUACCCCUGACAGUGGGUACCUACGUGACCCCCGUGGUUGCACCUGUGAUUCCCUCACUAAAGCCGAGGUGAACCGUUUCAACCAGCGACUCAUGGACUCAGAUUCAAACUCAAAUGUCAAACCUCUUCAUUUGCCGUUUGGAAUCCCACGUGUUCUUCAGGAGCAGUCUGAUUACUGUAUACUCCACCACACUGCAUACAUCAGCGGAUACAGCAGAGACAUCCAGAUGCCCCUUUGGGUUUCAUACUCUUUGAAUGCAACGGUUAGUGUGCAGCCGUCAGUAGAACCAUGUGUGCGGGCUGAUGUGCGUGUACAGGCCAGUGCGAGACAGUCCUGCACCUUCUACAAGGAUAAUUCCAACUUGACCUUCGGCCUUCUUCAUCCACCCAACUUCAGUCCUGCAGGAACAGAGUCAGACUCCUUAAUUACAAGCAAUAUGGUGCCCAUGUUUCCUGCUUUCAAAGAUAUUUGGAAUCACUUCCACAAUGUUUUGCUGGGAAAGUAUGCACAAGACCUGAAUGGUGUCAAUGUUGUGAGCGGACCAAUAUUCGAUAACGACUUUGAUGGGAUCUAUGACUCCAUGAACAAGGAAACCCCGAAUGGCGUGCACAACCCUACACAUUUCUUCAUGAUUCUUGCAAAUUGUAAGAACUCUUCCUUACCAGUCCUGCAGUGUGACGGCCCUCUGGAUGCUCUGUCUUUCAUUCUUCCACAUCGACCUGAUCAUCUAGAAACAUGUCAUAAUGGCACUGAUUACUCAUGGGUCCAGGAUUGGCUUCAGCUUCAUGUGGCCAGAAUCCGAGACAUUGAGCUUUUGACGGGCUUGAGCUUUUACCACGAUCGGAUUUCUGUUGCUGAAACGUUACUCCUCAAGACGAUGCUCAAAACAUUUUAGAAUGUUGUGAAGCCAACGAGGACUUCAUUAUUAUCUUUCUGCGGGCCACGAACAGUACAUUCAGAGUGGAUCUUUUUCAGAUGUCCAACACAACUGAGUGAAACAAAGACAUGAGUUCAUCCAUGGAGUCUCUGAUCUUCCCAAAUGAAUUUGUUUUUAAAUAUAUUUAAGGUUUAUGCUUUAAUGAAUGCAUUAUUCUCCUUGGAGAUCCAUCUAUAAUUGGGGAAAUCAAAUUGUAAUCCAACAGUCUUAGUUAACUGAAAUUUGGCAUAUGCGAUGAAAGUUUUUCCUGGUUUUUAGCAUACAUAUGUUAGUGAUUUUGCUGAAUGCAUGUGCAACCACAAACAGCUUUUGUGCAAAAACAAGAGAGCCACAUUUUCCACAAGAAUAAGUGUUUUUUGUUGUUGUUCUACAACAGAAUUCUCUAUACUGCAUCUGGUGAAAUGCCAUCAUUUCCUGGCUGAUUUAUUUCUGUAUAAUAGUGAUUUUAUAGCAGUACUGUCCUUUACUGGGAGAACUUAAAACAACAGAAGAAAAAUUUGUAUCAGUUUUUGUACCACAUUUUUUUUUUAGAUUUAGUGCAUUCACUUUCUCAGGUCAGUUUUGAUAAAUCGGAUCAUAAACAUUCUUAGAAAAGAAUUGCACAGACUGUGUAAAGUGCAUUUUUGUAAGCUGCAAGCAGGGAUAAGCAUGCACUCAGAAAUUGUAGAUAUCCCAUGUCUAAGAAGGUAGAUUUUAUAUAUGUGGUUUAUAACUCAUGUGGUAAACAAUGAUUAAAUAUUAAACCUUUGUGUUGUAUGUACCUUGUCUGUGCCGUUUGUUAGGGUUCAGUGACUUUUAGUUGCACUCUCAGCUGCUCAAGUGGGAGUAUGAAUUAUUAAGUACCCCUAAAGGGCAAGUUCACAAUUUGUCAUAUUAGUUUA